Molecule: messenger RNA, 1305 nt
Organism: Erythranthe guttata (spotted monkey flower)
Lineage: Eukaryota; Viridiplantae; Streptophyta; Magnoliopsida; Lamiales; Phrymaceae
Source: RefSeq, a predicted model, not a curated record
AUGAUUCAUCCAUGUGUUUCAGCAGCAUCAACUACUGAUAAUGAUGAUAAUAAUACGUCACCCUCUUUAAUCGACAUCCAUGUGGACGUCGAGGAAUUUUCCCCUAUGCCGGUUCCUUCGUUAACACAAAGUAGUGUUGACUUUGAUGGUGCCCCCAACUUGUCUUCCUUCUCCCUUUCUCAAUAUUCUUCCAUUAUUGCAUUUCCACCAUCUGAAAUCAACAUGACACAACCAUCAAACAACAACCACCACCCGAGAUUUCGGCCGACCGUCGUCCUGGCAGCAAUAACGGGCUUCAUAAUAAGUAUCAUAAUAACAACUACACUGUUGGGGGCCUUCCUGCUUGUCAUUAACAAGAAAGGAAAAACGAAUAGAAAUAUUCCUCUUGAGUGCGAAAUAAUCAUUUCAGUUUCAAAGGAUGGACGUAAGUCCAACUUUACAACUGUGACUGAUGCGGUGAAAGCAUCCCCAAAUUACAGCCAGCUCAGAGUGUGCAUCCACAUCGGAGAAGGCGAAUACAACGAAAUAGUCACGAUUGGUCACGAAAAAACCAAUCUCGUUUUGAUUGGAGAAGGAAUUGGGAAAACAACUCUAUCUUCAAAUGCAUCCAACAAAUAUGGAUCAUCGGCCGCUGCAACAUUAAGAGUAAUCGGGGGUGAGUUCUUGGCUCAAGACAUGACCAUCAGAAAUGGAGGACUACAUAAUGGAGUUGCGGUUGAUAGCUCGGGCCGAGCUUCGGUCUUUUUCAGAUGUAAACUACAGGGAGCCGCUGAUGUGACUCUGAGUAUAGAUGGGGAUCUACAUUUCUACCGCGAAUGCCAUUUUUAUGGUAAAAAGAAUUUGGUUGUGGGAUUGGCUCGUGCAUUCUUCCAGAAAUGCCAGUUUUACCUUGAGAAAUCACAUCCACAAGGAAAGAUUGUGUUCUUCAGUCAAUCUUCUCAUAUUUCAGCAUACAAAUUCGGCUUCGUAUUUCACCUUUGUGAAUUUUACGUCCUCAAUAAAUCAGAAACAGAAGUAGAAACAGCUUUCAUAGGGAGUUCGUUGGGAAAUUAUACAUUUUACGUAAUUAUGGAGUCAUACUUGGAUCCAACUGUAACUGGAUACUUCCUUGGUACACCUCCGAACGUUACCUACUAUGCCACUUUUCGCAACGUAGGACCCGGUGCAACAAAGGCGAAUGUACCACAAUUUGUCCAUGUACUCGGAAGUGUGGAGGCUGCUUCCCAUUAUUCCUUGAGACGGUUUCUACUCGGAGAUAAUUGGAUAACCAAAGCGGUUGACUACGAUUUAGAUAUAGUGGAAUGA